Populus euphratica (Euphrates poplar) is the source of this 1155-nucleotide messenger RNA. RefSeq lists its product as uncharacterized. The coding region runs from base 618 to 923 and encodes 101 amino acids. The record is from RefSeq and is a predicted model, not a curated record. Lineage: Eukaryota; Viridiplantae; Streptophyta; Magnoliopsida; Malpighiales; Salicaceae. The transcript is spliced from 2 exons.
CAUCCGAAAAAAAAAAAUCUGAAAAGUAAUGCUAAAACUAGUCCUCACUAAAUCAAAUCAUACACGCUCACAGUUUUUAAAAGCUCAUUGAACACAAGUCAGGCGCGCCUUCCCAGUUUCUUUCUUUCUUUCCCUCUGUCGAUCAAAUUCAGAUAAGAAGAAGAAAGGAUAAUUAGCAGCAGCUGCUCAUCGAAUGGAUUAUAGCCGUUGUCGCCAUCGACAAGGAAGCUGUAUGACUUAGAGUUGAUGCUGCAACACCUUCCCAUUUUGCAUGUUUUUUUUGCCUUCCUUUUUCUGUGUUGUUUUUCGUUUCUCGUAGCAAACAGCACUCGUGCUAAAAAGUCUUAAAAUCACCAAUUCUAUUCUUCAUUUUUGUUCGUGUGAUGCUUCCUUUCUUUAACAUUUUCGUCUCUCGUAGCAACUCUCCUGCGAUUUAUAUGUGGGUGUGAUGCUUGCUUUCUUUAACAUGUUCUGGAAACCUUUGAAGGCAGGAAUAAAUGUUGUGCCCGUGCAACUUGCAUGUUCUGUUUAGAGAUAGAUUUCAUGCCAGCAAUCGUUAUAGUUCCUAGGGAAAAGUCUCCCCAUGUUAUAGGCAAAGAAAAAGCUAAGGAGCUUGAAUGUCUUGCAUGGCUGAAGAAGGCCUUUCUAUGGGCAUUCAAGGGAAUGGAGUUGCAGAACAGAGCUCCGAUAAUGCUUCGGUUGUAGAGGUUAGGGAGUCAUUCCUCGUGCUUAUGGGCCAAGUAGCUGUCUCUCUGGUGACCAUUUCCACUAGCAAUGGCAGCCAUCAUCCAUCACCCAAUGGCAAAAUCCUGUGGGACUUUGCAGCAGGGAAUUGUAUCAUCGGCUAUAUUUCUUUGUUUACACGUGUCUUGAUCUGUGGACGUCAAAGAGGGCUUGCCACCCGAAUUGUGACUGCGAUUUGAUAUGCUGGCAUAUCUUUUGGGUUCAUAGCUUGCUUGGUCAUGUGGCUGCCAGAUAGCAUCAACCUGUGUGGAUAGCUUUAGGGGCUUGUGAAUUAUGCUUGCCUACAAUAGCAUCAAACUGCUCCACAUGUUAAUCAGGAUUCUGUCUACAGGUUUGGUCUGUAUAUGCACGUCGGGAGCCUCUGGCCGUGUGCUUUAUGAGUACUAAUAAUGGAUGAGUCCUUUGAGAUCA